AUGCAACUUAGAAGAGCAGCUAGAGUUAUUCUUGUAGGCGCUCCUGGCGUCGGCAAGGGCACCCAGAGCGAACGAUUGUUGGGGCGAUUCCCCCAGCUCGCCUCCAUCAGCACCGGUGAUUUGCUUCGCAGCAAUGUCCAGAACAGGACGCCUCUCGGCAUCAAGGCCGAGAGCACCAUCAAGGCCGGCGGCCUCGUCGCCGACGACUUGAUGCUACGCCUCAUAUCCAGUGAGCUCCGGAACCGCGGCUGGCUGCAGAGCCACGGACCUCCCGAGGUCAUGACGCUCUCGUCCGAGGCCACCACCGCCGCUGAGAUGCGGACUCCCGACAGCAUGGCAUUCGGCGCCUUUGCCGCCGGCCGUCCGCUCUCGCCCGCGCAAGCCUCCGAGGACCCCAAGGCGUCCUUCAUCCUCGACGGGUACCCCCGCAAUGCCGCGCAAGCCAGCAGUCUCGAGGGCAUCGUCCCCAUCAACCUGGCGGUUUCGCUCAAAACCCCCUUCGAGGUCAUCCUCGAUCGCAUCGCCGGCCGCUGGGUCCACGAGCCCUCCGGCAGAGUCUACAACACCACCUUCAACGCCCCCAAGGUCCCCGGCCGCGACGACGUCACCGGCGAGCCCCUGACACAGCGGGCCGACGACACGGAGGAGGUCUACCGCGCGCGGUUCCAAAAGUUCCAGGAAACCAGCGAGCCCCUGCUCGAACACUACGCUAAGAAGGGCGUCCUCGUCGAGGUCGAGGGCAUGAGCAGCGACGAGAUCAGCCCCAAGCUGUACGAAGUCUUUGAACAGCGCUUCGUCAUGUAG
Molecule: messenger RNA, 804 nt
Organism: Metarhizium acridum CQMa 102
Lineage: Eukaryota; Fungi; Ascomycota; Sordariomycetes; Hypocreales; Clavicipitaceae
Product: Adenylate kinase 2
Biological process (GO): nucleobase-containing compound metabolic process
Cellular component (GO): mitochondrion; cytoplasm
Molecular function (GO): ATP binding; AMP kinase activity
Source: RefSeq, a predicted model, not a curated record